AUGCUCUUCUCCCGCGUGACCCCAGCCCUGAUCUGCGCCCUCGCGACUUCCGCCCUGGGUGCAGUAAACACUAAGCAGACAGUCGACGGCCUGAAUGCCCUCCAACAGAAAGCCAUCGAGGCCCGCAAGGGCAUUGAGGGAUGGAACGGCGGCCUUAUGGGCCUCAUCCCCGUCGCCAGCAAGAUCCAAACUCUGCAGACUUCUGCUGCCAACACACGCCGGAGCAUCGAUGAGUCCGACGCCUUUAACAAUGAAGACCUAGAUGCUGUUGACGCAGCCUAUUGGCAAUUGCAGCCAGAGAUUGUGGGGGCCCUGAAUGCAGCGCAGCAGAAGGCGCCGGCGUUCAAGGAUGCGGGAGUGGCCUUCUUGGCGAGGGCUAUGAUAGAUGAUCUCAAGACUGAGAAGGACAAAUUCGAGACCUCAAUGCAGGGAAAGGUGCCUGCUGAGAAUUACCGCAACGCUGAGCCCAGUGUUGCCGAGGUCAAUGCUGCCUUUGAAAAUGCUCGCAAGGCGCUCGCUGCUUAA
Aspergillus viridinutans is the source of this 525-nucleotide messenger RNA. RefSeq names its product mannoprotein. The transcript is spliced from 2 exons. Lineage: Eukaryota; Fungi; Ascomycota; Eurotiomycetes; Eurotiales; Aspergillaceae. Bases 1 to 525 code for a protein of 174 amino acids. Gene Ontology annotation, cellular component: extracellular region. The record is from RefSeq and is a predicted model, not a curated record.